AUGAGAUCCAAGGUCAGAGCCGGGUGGCUUACAGAUCAGGCAGGGGUCAGUCAGGCUCGGGUUCCAAGAGGCAGAGCAGAUCGCCACCUUCUGGUUGGCAGUCGCCAUGACGGUAACCGGGGAGGUGGGACUUCAGCCAUUACGACUCAACUGAUCGCAGCGCUAACGGAGCAAACCAAACAGGGAUGGGUGCCGGACCGAACCACUGUGUUCUGCUCCUGGGGAGGCACGGCCCUGGGGAACAUUGGCUCCUACGAAUGGGGAAAGGAUAACAGCGUCGUCCUUCAAAGCAGCGCUGUGGCCUACGUGAGUCUGAACUCUCCAGUUCGAGGGACGGAGGCUCUUGGAGCCACAGCAUCUCCGACUCUGCUGCAGCUCACUUCAGAUAUUCAGAGGAGACAAUUACUGAGCUGCAUCCGUGGAGGAAACUGUCCUGGACCCAACGUCAGCUCUCUGCAGUUGCCUGGAGAUGCAAGUUUCUUUGCCAAUGAGCUGGCCGUGCCCAGCAUGGAGUUUGCCUUUGAGCGAACCAAAGCAGGGAGUACAGAGGCCGACAGUUUUCUGUCAGAGGCCCAAUUUUCUGCCGAGUCACCAGAAACCAUCGAUCCAUUGUUCAAGUUCCACGAAACCAUCGCCAAGUACCUCUUUUCUAAAAUCUUUGAAUGAGGACGGGUGGAGAAGCGGACGACCCCAUGUGGCAGGGGAACGCAGUCCAAUCAGACGGUUCUUG
Messenger RNA from Cyprinodon tularosa, 730 nucleotides. RefSeq names its product inactive N-acetylated-alpha-linked acidic dipeptidase-like protein 2. Bases 1 to 666 code for a protein of 221 amino acids. NCBI's taxonomy places the organism in Eukaryota, Metazoa, Chordata, Actinopteri, Cyprinodontiformes, Cyprinodontidae. The transcript is spliced from 6 exons. The record is from RefSeq and is a predicted model, not a curated record.